Molecule: messenger RNA, 477 nt
Organism: Quercus lobata
Lineage: Eukaryota; Viridiplantae; Streptophyta; Magnoliopsida; Fagales; Fagaceae
Exons: 1
Coding region: 1-477 (158 amino acids)
Source: RefSeq, a predicted model, not a curated record
AUGGCUAUUUACUCCCAAAAUGAGGCUCUGAUGUGCAAAGUUUUCCCGUCCAACUUGGGGCCAGUGGCGAUGAGAUGGUUCAACAGCCUGAAAGCAAAUUCCAUAGGCUCUUAUAAGCAGCUCACUCAGACUUUUUGCUCUCGCUUUAUUACAAAUAGCAUGGUCCCUCGACCCCUGAGUUCAUUAUUAUCCUUAUCUAUGCACGAGGGAGAGACCCUAAAGACGUAUUCGGAUAGGUAUUGGGAGAUGUAUAAUGAGAUGGAUGAAAACCACGAUGAUGUCGCAAUCAACACAUUCAAAAGCGGUCUCCUCUCCGAGCAUGGCUUAAGGAAAUCUUUAACUGGUAAACCCGUUGCCAACGUUCGUCAGUUGAUGGAUAGGAUUGGCAAGUACAAAAGGGUGGAGGAAGACCAGUUACAAGGGAAAGGAAAGGAGAAGAUCAUUCCCCCCAAAGGGAAUGAUUAUAGGUCGAAAUGA